Pestalotiopsis fici W106-1 is the source of this 1062-nucleotide messenger RNA. RefSeq lists its product as uncharacterized. The transcript is spliced from 5 exons. Gene Ontology annotation, molecular function: oxidoreductase activity. The record is from RefSeq and is a predicted model, not a curated record. NCBI's taxonomy places the organism in Eukaryota, Fungi, Ascomycota, Sordariomycetes, Amphisphaeriales, Sporocadaceae. Bases 1 to 1062 code for a protein of 353 amino acids.
AUGCCCCUCCGACGAUCACAAGCCGUAGCCAUUCUGGCACUCUUCGGUCUUGCCGCGGCAGUACCCAAGAAGAGGGACGCUUCUGUCUGCACCGAGGUCCGCUCCCGUGUUCCAUGGACUUCACUCACGAGCGAAGAGAAGGACGCGUAUAUCGCAGCUGACCUCUGCCUCAUCAAUGCACCAUCCAAGCUUGGCAUCGAAGGGGCAGUCACAAGAUGGGACGAUCUCCAGUGGCCGCAUGUCGUUCAGUCCGCUACUGUUCACGAUGUUGGCGCGUUCCUCCCCUUCCACCGAUACUACAUGACUGCCCAUGAGCGUUUGAUCAAGGACGAGUGUGGCUACACUGGUCGUAUGCCGUACUGGGACGAACUUGCCGAUCAGGGAAACAUGUCUUCAUCCGAGAUGUGGUCCACUCAGUACUUCGGUGGCAACGGCAGAGAGUCGGACUACUGCGUCGUCGAUGGGCCUUUUGCCAACCUGACUCUCCGAUGGUUGCAAGAUGGCUCCGUUAGCGAGCACUGCUUGACUCGCAUCCACAACGACUCCCUGCUCAGCUCGACCAGCCAGGCAAACAUUGACAAAUGCAAUGCCAUUGAUAACUACACCGAGGCUUGGGAAUGCUGGAAGGGCGGUCCUCAUAGUGGUGGACAUGCUGCCGUUGGCGGAAUCAUGCUCGACGGCACUCUCAGUCCCGGAGACCCAGUGUUCUACCUCCACCACUCCUGGUUAGACUUAUUGUGGUGGAGAUGGCAGAACCUCGAUAUUGAGACAAGAUUGACUGACAUGGGCGGCCCCAACUUGCCCAACGUGGGAGGUGGACCUGGAGGCCCUGGCGGAUCAUCCAACACUACUGCAGUCGCAGCUAGCCCGGGUGUGCCUUCAAACCCCAGCGGAGUAAUCGGCGGAACAGGUCCAGAGUUCACAGAUUACUUUGGCGACGGCGGAAAUACAACGACUCUGAACCACCGAAUUUACAUGGCCGAGAUCUACCCUAACGUCACUAUUGCCGACCUGAUGGAUCUUAAUGGAGAAGUCAUUUGCUCGGAAUACCUGGACGAUUGA